AUGCAUCACGGAUUGGGUGGCGGUGUUGGCUACGGGCUGGGAGGACCGCAGGAGCGGGUGCACCAGCAGCAGCAAUUAUCGGUGGGGCGUACCGGUAACAGUGGGGCCGUCACCGUGGGACUGCUCGAAAAAUGUCCCUAUGAGGCUUACGCGGCACAGAUACCCGAUUGUUGCGCGGCGGCUGCGGCGGCCGCGGCUGCUGCUGCUGCUGCAGCUGCUGUUGGCCAAGAAACGUAUCCGAGGCCACCCAGCGGCUACGACACCAGGUGCUACGACGAGUGCAACCGGAGAACGCCGUAUCAGGAUGAGUCGUAUUCUCAGGAUGGCAUGGCUGGCUCGGGGUAUAGGCCCCAGUCGCGUCUCACUGGUUACGGCGAGGAGCAACAGCAACAGCAACCGCAAAGCAACCAUCAGCAGCAGAAUCAGAGCCAGCAGCCGAGGCCUCAGUCGCGACUGGCGGGCAUCUACGGUACGGAUUCCCGGUGCCCGAGUCGCAUGGGCAUUAUCGGCUACGAUGACUCUGGUGGGGGUGGUGGAGGUGGAGGAGGCGGUGGUAGUGGUAACGGUGGUGUCGGUGGUGUUAGUGUUGGUGGAGUGGGUGUCGGUGGUGGUGGUGGUGGUGGUGGUGGUGGUAGCUAUCUGGCCCAGUCGGACCCGAGACUGUACUGUCCGGACGGCUACUGCAUGGGCGACACGAUGAUGGGUCGCGGCAUUUGCGGUGAGGAGCUCGAGCUCGACAUGCGCAGGCACAUACAGGCUUGCGCGUGCACCUGCAGCCACAUGGGCUUCGGAAACUACAUGGACUAUCAGUUAUCGCAAACCAAUGGUACCUACAUUUUAAGACAAACGUCCAAUCCAUCUUCAGUAGAUGCCACAGAAGCGAUCCGUGAGAGGUGA
Messenger RNA from Copidosoma floridanum, 897 nucleotides. RefSeq lists its product as uncharacterized. NCBI's taxonomy places the organism in Eukaryota, Metazoa, Arthropoda, Insecta, Hymenoptera, Encyrtidae. Gene Ontology annotation, molecular function: metallodipeptidase activity. Gene Ontology annotation, biological process: proteolysis. The record is from RefSeq and is a predicted model, not a curated record.